GGUUUUUUUAUUUUAUUAUUAUUAUGGAUAGGAUUUGGUAGGUACAGCGCUUGAACUGAUUUUUAAGCUGCUAUUGAGAUGAAUAAUUUUUUUUUUUUUUUCCCCCCGAAAGAAAAAUAUAGGAACAAAAUAGUAUUUAGUUAAAAUAUAGGGGUAAAUUUUGGGAUUUUCUAGUGGAAAGGAAGGAGGAGAGAAAAUGGCAGCAGCGAACCUUUUGAAAGGAAGCGGCGGCGUUGGAGUGUUGCUCUGCUCCUCCUCCGCCUCCUCCUCGCUCGGCCUCCGCAGAAUGAGAUUGUCUUCUCUCGCUUCUCAAUCUGAAUCUCAUUAUAAUUAUAGUUAUAUUUAUAAUUAUCAGAAGCUAAUUCCGACUUCACAUGACUCAUUAUCAUUGUCAUUAUCUACAAGAAUAGGAGUAAGAGGAAGCAGAAGCAGAAGGUUUUGUAAUAGCAGCGCCACCGCCGAAACCGAAAACGCAACCGCGGCGGAAGAAGACAAAGCAAGAGUAAUAAAAGAGACGGCGGAUUUGCUGGACAUUAGGGUUGGGCGUAUCCUGAAGGCGCGGAGGCACGAGGAGGCCGAUUCCCUUUACGUCGAGGAGGUCGAUGUCGGAGAGCCUCAGCCCCGCAUCAUCUGCAGCGGCCUCGUCAAUUACAUUCCUCUCCACCUCCUUCAGGACGCACGAGUGGUGGUGCUGGCAAAUCUGAAGCCGAGGAACAUGCGCGGCGUCAAGUCGUACGGAAUGCUAAUGGCGGCUUCCGACACUUGCCAUUCGAAUGUGGAGCUUCUUGUUCCUCCCGAGGGUUCCAUUCCUGGUGAUCGGAUCUGGUUCGGCUCCGAAGGUGAAGGUGAAGGCGAAGCUGAACACCAACCUCCUCCCCCGGCCUCCCCAAAUCAGAUCCAGAAGAAAAAGAUAUGGGAAGCAGUACAACCACAUCUUAAGACGAACGAUUCAUGCGUUGCUACGCUGCUUGGGGAGCAUGUGAUGCGGGCAUCUGCUGGUCUCGUCUUCUCUACAUCCUUAAAGAAUGCUAAUAUCUCCUGAUUUUAUUUUUUGGCUUUGUUUUGUUAUCUUUAUCGAUCUCACAUUUUCGUUUUUGUUUUUGUUUUCAUUUUCAUUUUCAAAGGGCUGGUGUUAUGAUACUUAUUAUUCACCAACAUCCAUAUUUCAAUCACAUGUAAUGUAUGAUGUGUUCCUAUUACCUGGCGUAUUUGAUUGAAAGAGUUACAAGGCAUGUUUUUCAUACUCGGGAGGGAGGAUGGACGAUAAAGCUAAAUGUUCGUCGUCAAUUUGAGUUGCAUUAAGCAAAUUUGGUUGGCCUAUAUGACAUCUCAGCAGCCCCUUAGGAUGCUGCGCUUUCUUAUUAAGUACCAAUCCUAAUGUUUGAUUGAUUACGUGUAUAUAACUUUCGUUGUAUAUAGUUAUAGGUGUUAUACAUAUAUAUUGACCGAAUCGAAUACUAAUACCAUGAUGUUUCUUAGAUCUAUCCAAUCCGCCCAUCUUUAUGUUGGUAUAUUCAACUCUCGGACUCUUCGAAUGCUUUUAUUUUUCUGGUAAAUUCCUCAAUUCACUUUGAACAAAUAGAAACGUGGCUGGC
Messenger RNA from Morus notabilis, 1595 nucleotides. RefSeq names its product aminoacyl tRNA synthase complex-interacting multifunctional protein 1. Lineage: Eukaryota; Viridiplantae; Streptophyta; Magnoliopsida; Rosales; Moraceae. The record is from RefSeq and is a predicted model, not a curated record. Gene Ontology annotation, molecular function: tRNA binding. The coding region runs from base 197 to 1042 and encodes 281 amino acids. The transcript is spliced from 4 exons.